Molecule: messenger RNA, 5573 nt
Organism: Oreochromis niloticus (Nile tilapia)
Lineage: Eukaryota; Metazoa; Chordata; Actinopteri; Cichliformes; Cichlidae
Product: poly [ADP-ribose] polymerase 14
Exons: 16
Coding region: 46-4764 (1572 amino acids)
Biological process (GO): negative regulation of gene expression; protein poly-ADP-ribosylation
Cellular component (GO): cytoplasm; nucleus
Molecular function (GO): transcription corepressor activity; NAD+ poly-ADP-ribosyltransferase activity; RNA binding
Source: RefSeq, a predicted model, not a curated record
AAAGUGAAAGACUGACAGCAGGCAGACAGAACCCGGCCUGCAACAAUGGCUGGCGUACACUCCUAUCCUCUGCUGGUUGAGCUCGAAGAAAACAACAUUCCCAGACUAAAGAUUAAGUUAGUGAAAUACUUUCAAAGUAAGAAAUCUAACGGUGGCGGCGAGUGUGAGGUGGAGUAUGAAAAUGGCAGCAGGACAGCGAUUGUGUGGUUCCAGAGAGAGGAGGAUCAGAGAAAUGUUCUGGCCAAAGAGUCGCAUCAGAUCAGUUUGGAAAAGGGUGUUUUGAAGCUGACAGUCCGCUUACCCACUGAAGAGAAAUCAUCACAGGAAACUCCAUCUGACAAAUUUAGAACAAAAUCAGCUGUUGCUGUGACUGAUAAACUGUUAAGCACUGCUGACAGCAACCCAACAGCCACAGUUCCAACAGAAGAAACAGGCAGAGAUGAUGAUACAGCAGAUGGAGAGCCAUGUUCCAACUCGGCUGUUUUAGGGAAUAUUUCUGAUUGUACCAACCAGCAGUUUUUGCAGAUCCUGGUGGAAAACAUUGUCAAGUCUCAUGACUUCACUUUGGAAGUCCUUCCUGACAUCUCCUCUGCUGUGGUGACUUUCCAGAGUAGAAAAGAAAUCGCUGACUUUUUGACAAGAUCCCACCAAAAUAUGAUGUUCAUAGAGAAGGGACUUUCGGCCAGAAUUCUUGAAGUCACAAAGCAAGUUCUAGUUGAUGGUAUUCAAAACUAUAGUGAAGAAGACCUUCAGCAUUAUUUUGAAAUUGAAAGUGGGGAUGUGGAAAGUGUCAUAUUUAAUAAAACUGAACAGUCUGCCAUCAUCACUUUUAAAGACCAUCGAGCUGUUAAAAAUAUAUUGAAGAAGCAUUCCAUCAAGGGUGAAGACAUCAGAGUUUAUCCUUUUUAUAAAUCUUUAGGAAGGGCCCUCUGUGGCAAAGACAAGCCUUCACUAAAACUUUCUGCUGCCAUCACUGAGCCCAUCAACUCCUUUGCACAAACUGUGCCAAAUUUCAAAUGUCUGAAAUUUCACCCACAUUCAGAGGCAUGGGAAGAGUCUAAGAAAAAGAUCAGACAGGCAUUAAUGAAUGAAAAUGUGAUCGUGGUACCUGAAAAGGACAGUGGUAUUUUAUCAGGGACUGUUGUUAGUGAAACUGACAGACUGAAGAAAGAAGAGAUUAAUGCAGCAAGCAAAGUUAUAUUGGAUGCAGUACUUGCAUUAAAACGACAGAAUCUGGAAUUAGAUAAAAAUGUGCUUGAACUGUUGAAGGAUGAGCAACAAGAGGAGCUUACAGAUGCUCUCCUCACAUUUCAUCAAAUAAACGCAGCGUUUGAAAUCAGUGGAAACAGGGUGCAGCUCCUUGCUGUCUCUGACAGAGAUCUGUCUCAUGCUCAGGACCAUCUAGGACAGCUGUUAACAUCUCAGUACAUUCAUGUUGAAGACAGUAACGUCCUGAAGAAGCCAGAGUGGCAGCAGCUGGUCAGUCACUUAGAGCAGGCUAACAGUAAGCCAUGCAGAACUCGAAUCAACACAACUGCUCAACAAGUCGUGGUGUCAGGCUACAAGGAUAGUGUCAUAAAAGUUCAGCAUCAGCUUGGUGACUUCUUAACACAGAACGCUCACAUAGAAGAAACUGUUGUGGUCAAAGCUAAUGCUGUCGUUGAAUACUUGAAACAUUUCAACACAUCUUGGAUGGAGAAAGUGAAAGACAAGGUGAGAGUGUCCUACAGAAAUGAGGCUAUCUGUCUGAGUGGAUCCAGAGUGAAUGUGACACAUUGCAAGACUGUGGUUGAUGGUGCCGUCUCUGCUGUAGUCUUUGACAGUCUGAGUGUUUACAAGUCUGGAGUGAAGAAGCUCUUCCAGGAAAAUGAAGCUAUGUAUGUUUCCUCAAUCAAAAAUAUAACUGGUUGUCUGGUCCAACUGGUUGAUAAGAAUGGUGACUUUAGACAAAUACCAAAACCUUUAUAUAAAAUUAAAACACCUAAAGGAGUGGAAAUAGCUGUUUGCAAGGCAGAUAUGUGCAGUUACCCAAUGCAGGCAAUUGUCAAUCCAUCCAAUCAAGACUUGAAACACAGUACUGGUCUUGCAGCAGCACUUGUGCAGGCUGCUGGCCCUCAGUUACAAGAUGAAUGUGACAAAAUAAAAUCAAUAAUGGGUCAACUCAAGCCAGGAGACUGUGUCAUAACUGAUGCAAGAGGGCAGCUUUGUUGUCAAAAAGUCAUCCAUGCUGUGGGACCCAAGUAUGAAAAAGACAAACUUGAGCAAACUUCAGCUCAGUUGAGCAAAGCUGUUAAAGGAAGCUUAGAACUCGCUGAAAUCCACGGAUGCGUCUCAGUAGCUCUUCCAUCUAUUGGCAGAGGCCUGGGCUGCUUUUCCCACAAGCAGUGUGAACUCACCAUUGUUAAAGCAGUGAAGGAGUAUUGUGAUGAGAAGUGUGAUGACAUUACCUUGCAGAUGAUCCAUUUCGUGAACAAUGAUGACACUGCUGUUCAGGAUAUGGUGGCUGCUGUCAGACAGGAGUUUGGAAACCACGGUGUCACUCAUUCUCAACAAGGUCCUCCCAUAGCUCACAAGCCACCAGUUUUUCAGCCUACUGGAUCUGACCUGUACUUGUAUCAUGUGGAGACAAACGAAGGCCUGGACAUUGUUCUUAAAAAGGGAAACAUAGAGUUUUCCAUGACGGAGGUGAUUGUGAAUACUGUGCCUCCAGACCUUAAUCUGGACAGAGGAACAGUUUCAAAAGCCAUCUUGCGUGCAGCUGGACCCAAACUUCAGCAGUUAAUAAAUGCACAGGGUGCUACUGGAAAUCUUGGUGAGAUCAUUGUUACUGAGGGCUGCCAGCUAUAUAGCAAAAAAGUCUUUCAUGCAAUUGCGCCUCACUGGGAUAAGGAUCAUGGCACAGGAGAAAAGAUUUUGAGAGGAAUAUUUAAGGAUUGUUUGGACAUGGCAGAGGAUAAUAAUCUAACCUCCAUAUCCUUGCCAGCCAUUGGUACUGGAAACCUGGGUUUUCCUAUACCCCUCGUAGCCUCUUUGAUGUUGGAUAGCAUCCUAGAGUUUAGCAAAAAGAAACACCCCAAACACCUGAAUAAGGUUGUGAUGGUAAUUUACCCAGGAGAUACACAAAAUAUCAAGGCUUUCAGUGAAGAGCUUAAGAAGUUUGGUAAUGCCCCAGGUGGUUCAAGUUCUACACAAAGUCAAGGCCAUUUCUCUAAGAUCAUCUCAACCUCAGACAUGCAUGAGACCAAAAUGGGAAAUGUGACUAUACAGGUAGUAACAGGAGACAUAACCAAAGAGACCACUGACAUUAUUGUCAGCUCCUCCGAUGAAAACUUUACUCUAAAGUCAGGAGUUUCUAAAGCUAUUUUAGAGGCAGCUGGUAAGGUUGUUGAACUGGAAUGCCACAAUCUGGGUGCCAAGUCCAACCCCGGCAUGAUAAUGACACAGCCAGGUAACCUUAAGUGUAAGAAGAUUCUCCACCUGGUUGGACAGACAGACCCAGUAAAAAUCAACAAGCUUGUGAAAGAUGCACUCCAGAUGUGUGUGAAAACUUCCUAUACCUCUGUAUCAUUUCCUGCCAUCGGCACAGGUCAAGGCAAUGUACAGGCAAGACUGGUAGCAGAUGCAAUGUUGGAUGCAGUGACUGAUGUGAUGAGCCAAAACAUUUCCAACUCCCUCACCACAAUACGCAUAGUUAUUUUCCAGAAACCUAUGCUUAAAGACUUCCACAGCAGUAUGCAACAGAGGGAAGCUGCUGAUCCUGAUUCUAAGGACUUAGGAGGGUGGAACUGGGGAUGGACCAAAAUCAAAUCACUCUUUACUGGUGGAAGUACUGAAAACCCCAAGACAGAGAAAGACGUUGUUGAGAGUCUGAAAGUGGAGGCUACUUGCUUCCACAUUUGUGGUGACACACAAGCUAACGUCGACUUGGCCAAGAAACUUUUACAUGACAAGAUAUUCCAAGCACGUCAGACCAUCAAAAUUGAAGAUAACGGUGUCCUUAGAUUUUCUGAUGAAGACCGCCAGAAAAUUACUGACAUGCAGAAGACCAUGGGCAUAAGCAUAAAGAUAGAGAGCAGUAAACCCAAAGCCACACUCAUUAUUGAAGGACUGAGCAAUGAUGUACUUAGAGCUAACUCAGAGCUCAUUAAAAUGCUAAGCAAAAAUAGAGAUGAAAACGUUCCUGAACACUGGCAGCACAUGCCAGCCAAAACCACAUGGCAGCCUUUUGCAGUGCAGGCCAAGACAUCAGAAUAUGAUGAAAUCCUGAAGCUGUUCCAGGCCUCAUGCAAUCGAACUGUUACAAAGAUUGAGCGGAUCCAGAACCCUGGAUUGUGGAAAAGUCUACAGCUCAAGAAGCGUGACAUGGAGGUGAGAAAUGGUCAUCAGAAUAAUGAGAGACGUCUUUUCCAUGGUACCUGCGACACAACUGUGCCAAUUAUUAAUGACCGCGGCUUCAACAGGAGCUAUGCAGGAAAGAAUGCUGCAUUAUAUGGCAAUGGCACAUACUUUGCUGUCAAUGCUAGUUAUUCUGCCAAUGACACCUACUCCAAGCCAAAUCAGAACGGGGAAAAGUUUAUGUACGUCUGCCGAGUUCUGACUGGUGACUUCACCCUUGGACAGAAAGGCAUGGUUACACCACCAGCAAAAAAACACGGAUCCACUGACCUGUAUGACAGUGUUGUGGACAAUGUUGCCAAUCCCACCAUGUUUGUUGUCUUCCAUGACACCCAGGCUUAUCCUGAGUAUUUGAUUACAUUCAAGUGAUGCAGCCAGUGAACACGAUUAUGAGACAUAAUCAACUUACAUCAUAAAAGUGAGCCCAUUAUGCUACUUUUUAACUCCAUGUAUUUAUUCUUUAACUCUAUUAGACUAGCUUUGCAUGGUCCACUGUUCAAAACCAUUUGAGCCUUGUAUGGGUCGAAAUUGUGGUCAUAAAUAUUUUGUACUUGUAAAUCAGACUGCGUAGUUUUGUAACAUUGUAAACCAAAAUAUCUGAAAAUUUUGAGUUUGCGCAUCUAUAGAUGAUAAUUUGUGUGUUUGUAAAAAAUAUUUACAUGUUACACAUUUUUUUUUGUUAAGGUCUGUUUACAGAUACAAAGCAAAAAACUACGUGUAAAACUCUGCACUCGAGUUCCCUGGCUGUGUGUGAGUUUCGACUUGCAACUACGAAUUUUGACCUGAUUUUUCUUCCUUUCAGCUUAUUGGUCAAUGUCAUGUCAAUCACAAACUUAACAAUCCAGUCAGAGAACAGGUGGGUUUGGCUGUCAGAGGUGUGCUUUAUAGGAAUACAGGAAAAAUACAGGAAACAAUAAAACACAAGAUGGUCACUUGAGGAGAUAGAUGCCCCUGAUCUUGAGACACAAAAACUCAAAAGCACCCAAAGUCCAACUUUAUUUUACUGUUUUCGCCUCCUAGGCAUUGUAAACCCUACACAGGUUUUUAUUUAUUUAUUUAUUUUUUGUCUUCUAUUUUAAGUACAGAAGAUUUUUAUGUGUUUUUAUGUGUUGAUUAAACAUACAUUCAAGUUUAAGGUUAUCAAAGAAAGACUAAAAAGAAAUAAAAUCCUAUUUUAA